Messenger RNA from Choloepus didactylus (southern two-toed sloth), 6430 nucleotides. RefSeq names its product butyrophilin subfamily 1 member A1-like. NCBI's taxonomy places the organism in Eukaryota, Metazoa, Chordata, Mammalia, Pilosa, Megalonychidae. The record is from RefSeq and is a predicted model, not a curated record. Gene Ontology annotation, biological process: regulation of cytokine production; T cell receptor signaling pathway. Gene Ontology annotation, molecular function: signaling receptor binding. Gene Ontology annotation, cellular component: external side of plasma membrane.
UGGCCCUGACAGCCGUCCUCCCAUGGGCUUAUCUGCUGGGGCCACCGUAUUUCUCCCCAGUCUUCAGUAUGUUCACACCAUGGGCCACACCUUAGGAAACCCUUAUUUUUUCUGUUGCAACUGCCAAAAGGCAUAGUUGGUUACUUUUGCAAAAAAUAAUAAGAGGAUUCUACUGACACUGGGGGACUUGGCUGCUUAUAACAGAUUUCUAAGCUCCCCACUCAUAUUACUGCCUGUGUUCUUGUGGUUCCUUGAGAUUAUGCCCCUCCUGGAGUUUUUGGAGCAUUCAAUCAAUUCCUUCAGUGUCACCAAAAUUUCCCUGGGAAGCCUGCAGCUGGAUUUGAGCUGGGUGACUUUUCCAUUGCUCCUAUUGAUCUUCUGGUUGUGGUUUUCUCCCCCACCAACUCAGAAGCCCUGGACUGUGAUGACAAAGAUGCAUUUUCAAGAUGCCUUGCUGCCUUGCUGCCUCAUCCUUGUUUUGCUACAGCCACUACUCAGCAGCAAAUGCAGAUAUGGAAAAGCUGAUUUUUGUGUCUUUGUGCCUAAUGACACCAUUCUGGCCAUCGUGGGGAAAGACACAGAGUUACCCUGUCACCUGGAUCCCAAUAUCAGUGUUGAGGACAUGGAGUUGAGAUGGUACAGGGCCCACCCCUCUCCCGCCGUGUACGUGUAUGAGAAGGGGAAAGAUAUGUAUCAAGAGCAGAUGAAAGAGUACCAGGGAAGAACAACUUUUUUGAGAGAUGGCAUUGACAAGGGCAUAGCAGCAGUGAGGAUACACAAUGUCACCACUUUUGAUAAUGGGACAUACCACUGCCGUUUCAAAGACGGUAACGCUUCUUCAGAAGCCACUCUGUGGCUGACGGUGGCAGGAGUGGGUGAAAAGCCCAGAAUCAGUUUGAGAGAUCACAAGGACGAUGGCCUCCAGGCAGAGUGCACCUCAGCUGGCUGGUUCCCUGAGCCCGAGGUGCAGUGGAUGGAUUUCAGGGGAAAUUCAAUACCUUCUGAGACCAAUAUCUCAGCAUCAGCUACCAGUGGGCUCUUCACUGUGGCAUCCGGUGUGACUGUCAGGGACAGGGCUGUGGGGGCCCUAAGUUGCUCCAUUGCCAGCCCCCUCCACCCUGAGAGGAAGACGGCUAGCAUUCACCUACCAGAUUCCUCCUCCAGCAGGUUGUCAUUUGCAGCUUGGAGUAUAGUAUUGCUUCUGAUCUUUGUUGCACCGGGACUUAUAAUAGCUGGAGCCAUCUGUGUUUUCCGGAAACGGCAACAGGAUGAAAAUAGAAGACUGUGGGAACAAGUGAGCGAGCAGAGCAGACAACGAGCCAGCAGUGCCAAUGGCUCCAGGGAGAGCAGUUUAAUUUAUGUGAGCCCAUCCCUGGAUCCAGACACUGCUAAUACCAAACUCUUCCUGAGUGAGAACCGGAAAAGCGUGGAACGGCUAUACUUUGAACAGGACUUGCCUGACACCCCUGAGAGGUUUGACCAGGACCCCUGCGUUCUAGGCAGGGAGCAAUUCACCUCUGGGAAGUUUUACUGGGAAGUCGAGGUGGGAAAGAGGAAGGCUUGGAAUCUGGGUGUUUGUCUGGAAAGUUUAGAUCGGAAAGGAAGAAUUCCCAAGUCACCAGCGCAUGGUGUCUGGGCCAUAGAGUUUUACAAGGAGAAAUACCGGGCUCUCACCUAUCCUAGGAAACGCCUGCAUCUUUCUGAGCCCCCACACGUGGUGGGCAUUUUGCUGGACUGUGAUGCCAGAAAUCUCACCUUUUAUAACAAGACUGACAGAUCCCACCUCUACUCAUUCUCUGAAAUCUCUUUCUCAGGCCCCUUGCGGCCGUUCUUCUGUCUCUGGACUCUCGACGUCCGUCCCCUGAUCAUCUGCUCAGUGUUUAGACAGCUAGGGGAAGUGACCAGCCCCCUGGAAGGCUCUGAACUUACCCCUGGGCUCCCAGGGACCCCCAUUAGGGAAAAGGCAACAACAUUCUCGAGGGACGGGGACUCUCCUCAGACACGGCCCAUGUCCUUCUCACCCAAGGCCAGCCCUGCUCUCUGAGAGAAACAUCCAGGUUCCUAAAUCCUAAUUCAACCAUGUACUAGUGUGCAACUUUGGGCAAAGUAUUAACCUGCCUUAUCUUCAUUUUUCUACCCUAUAAAAUGAUGAUUAUAAAGUACAUCAUGGACUAUUUUGUGGAAUGAAUUUGGGAGCAUAUAUAAACAUUCAGCCACGCAGCCCUUUUCCUCACAACCACCCAAACGUCAGACUCACCCUCAGCUCCCUCUCUCUGCCACCCUCCCUAGGACAGGUUGUGCCUGGUCUUGUUUGGCCAGUUGGAGAUUUCGGGACUCCACGUCUUGCCCUUUGUGUCAGCAGGUCCCAGUCCAGGCAGAAAACACACCGGUGUUUUGACAGAGCAUACGCUAGGAAUUGAAGGACUCACAAGGCACAAAGAGAACACGGACGUAUUGUGGAGGUAGUGAAUGCCAGAAGCAGCUUGCACCCCACUAGCUGGGGAACAGAGGGGAAAGGUUGGAAUUAUUAAGACUCGGUUGCUUGGAGUAGGGGACUGUGGAGGGGCUCUGCCCAGAAAGCACCAGCGCCUCUGGGCUGGUUCUGUGAGUGCUGGAAGGAGUGACCGUGAGGCUGGGGUGGCCCUGGCAGGAGAUGUCCUGAACUUUCCCCUCCAGCCUGCAGGCUCCCUCUUUCUGUCCAAGGCAGAUUUAGUGAGGGGGUCUCACAAAGCAGACUUGAUUUGCAGAGUCUCAUCCACAGCACAGAGCAGAGCGUGGGGGGAAGGUCUGUCCCUUUCCGAAGGCGGCUCAAUAAAUGCUCAGUAAGUGACUACAAACUAGGUGGGUAAAAGCAGCAGGAAUUUAUUUCUCUCACAGUUCUUUCUGGAGGACAGAAGUCUGACCUCGAGCUUUCAGCAGGGUUUGUUCCUCCGGGAGGCUCUGGGGGAGAAUUCGUCCCAACGCUUUCUCCUUUUUUCUGGUGGCUGCCAGCCAUCCUGGGGCUCCUUGGCUUGUAGACGCAUCACUCCAACCUCUACUCCAUUGCCACCUGGUCUGUUUCUACUAGGUGUGUUCUCUCUGUGUUCUCUCCUCCCUGUCCCUUGUAAGGUCAACUGUGACUGGACUUACAGCUCACCCUAAUCCAGAAUGACCUCAUCUCGAGAGUCUUACUUUAAUAUCUGCAAAGACCCUUUUUGCAAAUAAGGUCCAAUUAGCCAGAACCAGGGUUAGGGCAUUUUGAGAGGACACAGCUCAUCCCACUCCAGAGUGAGUGGAGCUCAGAGGCACUGUCUACAUGGCUGCACAUCUUUCUAUAGGGUGGUGCCCCUGCCUCAGAGCAGGAAGGAUGUGCAAAAAAGAGAUAAUCUACAAAUGUCUUGGAGAGGCAAGCCUCUCAUAGAAUGAAAAGUUUUUCAUGAGUGCUCCAGGAGUUCAUAGUGGGGAGUGCUAACUGGGACUAAGUGGGCAGGGAAUGCCGAAGCAGGGACGUGACCUUGUGGUUGGGUUUGAAGACAGGCUGGGGUUUUGUGGACAGAAGUGGAGAAGGAGGGACGGAGAGAAGAACUUGUCCCUGUUUCAUCUCCUGCUCCCACUUUCCUCAUCAGCAAAUCCAAAAUGUUACUAAAUUCUGCAAGUUACCCACUGUAGCCUCAGAGUGAUAAGUUUUUUCCUCUUUUUGGCUUACUAAAGUAAUAUUUAUGUAUAAUAACAUUCACCAAUUUUAAGUGUACCAUUUGAAGGAUUUGGUAAUUGUAUACAAUCAUGACUCACACCGUAAUCGAGAGAUAGAACAUUUCCUCACCAAAUAUUCCUUUGAACGUCUCCCCACCUCUGACCCCAAGCAACCACUGACCUUCUCUCUGUCACUGUAGUUUAACCUAAUCUAGCAUUUAAUACAAAUAAAACAUGGUCUUUCCUUCUUGGCUUUCUUCCCUUAGCAUAACACUUUUGAGACUCAUCCAUGUUAUUACCUGAUAUUUGUUCCUUUUUAUUGUUGAGUAGUAUUCCAUAUGUAAUUUACCUACCGACUGAUGGACAUUUGAGUUGGCUAUUACGAAUAAUGCUGCACAAACUGAGGCUUUCAUUUCUCUAGGGUAAAUACCUAGGUGUGGAAUUGCAAGGUGAUGGGGUAAGCUUAGGUUUAACUUGGUAAGGAACUUCCACAGCCUUUUCUAGAAUGACUACACCAUUUUGCAUUCCUACCAAUAAAGUAUGAGAGUUCCAGUUGCUUUAUAUGCUUGCCCACAUUUGGUGUGGUCAAUACUAAAUUUGCUUUUUAAUUUUAGCCAUUCUCAUGGACGUGUAUAGUAAGUUUAAUUUUGCCUUUCUCUGAUGACAAGUGAUAUUGAGCAUCUUUUCAUGUAUUUAUUGUCCAUUCAUGUAUCUUCUUUUGUGAAGUCUCUGUUUGAAUCUUUUGUCCAUUUGUUUAAUUUGGAUGGUUUCUCUUCGUAUUACUGAAUUGUAUAUUGUGGAUACGAGCCAUUUGUUGAAUAUGUGUUUCACAGAAAUUUUCUCCCAGUCCGUGGCUUCUCAUUUUAUUUUCUUAACUAAAUACUUAAAAGGGCAAAAAUCCAUUGUUUUUCAUUUAUUCUGUUUUGAUCUGUGUUUCUGAGGUCCUGUUUAAAAAAUUGUCACCUCAUCCAAUAUCAGAAAGAUUUUCUCUGAUGUUUUCUUAUAGGAGUUUAAUACUUUUAGAUCUUACAUUUAAGUCUGAUUCAUUUUGAGUUGAUUUUUUGUGUAUAGCAUAAAGUAAAAGCUGAAGUCCGUUUUUUAAUACAGAUAUCCUGUUCUUCCAGAACCAUUCGUAGAAAACUCUUUUCUCCUUUGAGUUAGAAGGUGGUAUUUUAAGCUUAUCCACCCGAUGGCUUUCUUGUCUCCCGCAGUCUCCGCCCCACAGGGUCCCCUCCCAGCCGGCUUCGCCCAGGUUCCCACCUCACUUUUGUGCAGCGUCUGCUUGAGCCAUAGGAAUUUCUCCUUCCCACCCCAGCUGGGUGGGAUAGUAGCGCAUUUGUUAACCAUUGAUUUUAAUUUUAAAAAUAAAUAAGUUAAGUAGAUAAAAUUUUAAGUGUACCCUUGGGUUUACUAUUUCUGACAGAUUUCUUGAUGUCCUAGAGAUUUGUGUGAGUAGAAGUAACACUACUCACUUUUUUGUCUAUAGACUAAUGUAUUAAUAAUGUGAAUUUAUUAAACAAUCAUUAUUUUUAAAACGCUAAACACUCAGUGUUCCCCUAAAUACUCACAGACCACUGCACAAUGAUCAAAUCAAAACUUUUCAAUUUUACAAAAUAUAGUUCCAAAUUUUUAACGCUGGUUAUAAACUCAAAUCAAAAUUUCUAAAAUCUAAUUAAUCACAUAAUCUACUGUACUAUUUAAAAUUUUAAAACUGCUAACAAACCUCCAAAACACUACCAAUAAAUAUUACAGUGGUUUAAGAACAGAUCAGCUAGCGCGGGACCGUGCGGGGCGGGUGACCAGUGGAGAGGGCGGCCGGCGGCUCCAGCCCGGGUUCCCCUGCCCGCGCCCACAGGGAUGUCAUGAGUGAAGGGAUUUCAACAAGGGUUCAAAAUGCGGUAAGCUGUUGAGUCACUGCAGUGCCCUCAAAGGGCAGAAAUUGCAGCCUUUUUUAUAUUGCCUGCCACAUUUUCUAGUCUUAGAAGAAAGUGUGCCGUAAGAGAAAAAUUAACAAGGAAAUUUUGGAAAGUAAUUCAAAGAACAAAACUGCAACACUAUUUUUUAAGAAAAUAAGUAUCUGAGCCACAAUUACUGAACUUUUGUUUUACACCUUAAAAAAAAAAAUGUUUCAGAACAAGGUACAUGCAUUAUGAGUCACAUUACUGGACAAGCUGUUCAAGUAUUUUUUUUAAAACUUCCCUGUAUAGAAAAAAAAUCGUUAAGGAUGUAAAAGCCAUGCUUGCCUAUUUGCUGUACACAUGUAAUGAAAUUGUAGAUAAAGUAGUGCAUUGAAACAAAUGAGCAAAAAGCACAUACUUCUACUAUACGAGGUGCUGGUGCAGAAAAAAAUAUAUGUAUUUUUGGAAAUGUACCAUUUUGUACUUUCAAGUGUUAUAUUUAAAAGAAAACAAAAAACAAAGAAACCCUUUAUUUCAUUAAAUGAUUGGUUCUGGUGGUUGUUAAGAAACAAAAGACCAAAAGAGGUUUUUGUCUUUCUUUUUUAUUUUUUAAGUAUUGGAGUAAGUCUAAAGAAAAGAAAGUGCUUUAUUUUCCUUCAUAGUCAUUUACUCAAGUGUCCCUAAGAUCAGUUCCUGCCUCAGAAUUCAAGUUAAUGCAUGCUGCUCUGUUGCCUCAUAUGUGAAAAGAAAAUAGGAGGGGAGACAAACGAGUUGAUGGUUUGAAUCAUGAUUUUUGCCAUGUUACCUUGACGCAAAUUUGCCAAAUCUCAUCCUGUGAAGUAAUUUGAUAACUUUUCUAA